CUCUGUUUUUCCCAAGGGUAUCACAUCACAAAAAUCAUCCCAAAAGAAACAGAGAGAAUGGUGGUGUGGGAAGAUGUUUACAAGGUGGCGGAGGCCAUGGCACCGCUCUACGUAGCCCUGAUACUGGGCUACGGAUCGGUCAGGUGGUGGCACAUGUUUACGCCGGACCACUGCGGCGCGAUAGACCGCUUCGUUUGCUAUUUCAUCCUCCCUCUCUUCACCUUUGAGUUCACGGCCACCGUCGAUCCUUUCGCGAUGAACUACCGCUUCAUCGCCGCAGACGCCAUCUCCAAGUGCAUCGCGGUGGCAGCAGUUGGAUUUUGGGCCAAGUGUAGUAGUAGCCAUGGAAGCUGGGGCAUAACAAGUUUUUGUUUGGCUACAUUGAGCAAUACUUUGGUUGUAGGGGCUCCACUGAUGAAAGCCAUGUAUGGUCGGCUGGGGCUUGACCUUGUGGUUCAGGCUGCAGUGGUCCAGGCUCUGGUGUGGUUCUCUUUUCUUCUGUUUGUCUUGGAAUUUAGACAUAGUCGGACCGAAGAUGAUCAAUUCUUCGUGGCAGAAAAGAGCACUAUCGCAAAUACUGUCGAAGAUGCCCGUGUUCUUGAUGAAGGGAAAGACUUGGAAGGAAAUCGUAACAGCAAUGCUCUGGAGGUUGAUCUGAAAACUACGACGACUAGGCAGCCGCUGUCAUUCUGGUCGUUGAUGAAAGUUGUGUUGCGAAAGCUCGCCAUGAAUCCAAACUCUUACGCUUGUUUUCUUGGAAUCACUUGGGCAUUCUUUUCGAACAGGUUUCAUUUUAAGAUGCCUAAUAUCGUUGAAGGAUCGAUACUGGUCCUGUCAAGAGCCGGAACCGGCACUGCCAUGUUUAGCAUGGGACUAUUCACUGGAAUGCAAGAGAAAAUAAUUGCAUGUGGUGCUGGCCUAACCGUGUUCGGUAUGGUUUUGAGGUUCGUUGCUGGACCAGCACUGAUGGUUAUCGCGUCUAUAGCCGUUGGAUUGCGGGGCAAUGUCCUACGUAUAGCCAUCAUUCAGGCCGCAAUGCCGCAAUCCAUCACGACCUUCAUAUACGCGAAGCAAUACGGAUCGCAAUUACAUGCUGACGUGCUCAGUACCGCGGUAAUCUUCGGAACGAUGGUUUCGCUCCCGGUGCUGAUGGCUUAUUAUGCAGCUAUAGAGUCUUUGCAUUGAUCGUUCCGUUGCCACUUUAAUUUGUCGAUUAAUUGUUCGAGAACUUACUUGCUGCAUGUAUUUGUCCGAGGAGGCCAAUCUGUACAGGGCUUUGUUUCGGUUUUCAGAUUUAAUUGCCUCCCCUCUUUUUCCUGACUAGAUUAGCCGGUCUAUUGGACUAGAUACCAAGUUAUCAGAAAAAAAAACAAUGUAAUCAUCUUGGGAGCAUGGAAAAUUCCGAUAACUAAUGGAAGUAACCAUGUGUUGAAUUUGGGAGCUCAAGUUCCUAUUCAGCUAGAUAUAGUAAAUGUAUCAUGAUUUUGAUUCAGCAAAACUAUAUUCAUGAGAUUGACUGA
This is a messenger RNA of Rhododendron vialii, 1520 nucleotides long. Its product is annotated as auxin efflux carrier component 5-like. The coding region runs from base 58 to 1185 and encodes 375 amino acids. Gene Ontology annotation, cellular component: endoplasmic reticulum; plasma membrane. The record is from RefSeq and is a predicted model, not a curated record. Gene Ontology annotation, biological process: auxin polar transport; auxin export across the plasma membrane. The transcript has 6 exons. Lineage: Eukaryota; Viridiplantae; Streptophyta; Magnoliopsida; Ericales; Ericaceae. Gene Ontology annotation, molecular function: auxin efflux transmembrane transporter activity.